AAAUACUUCAUGCUAUAAUUUACGCAAUUUUAAUUUGUUAAAUCUUUAAAAUAUUUCGCUUUUCCAAAAUAACAUCACGAUGUACGUUCUGCUUUAUCGAAGUUCAAAUUCAUUUUUUUCACUAGAUGCUGUUAAUAGUGUAUUAGGCAAUUAAAAUUUGUCCAAUCUACCCACAGCAGAAUGAACUGUGCUGUGGAGCCUGAUCUUGAGAGAGAUGAACUACAAAUAGAUGUAUCCGUAUCUGGAGAAUCUGUCGUGUCCUUUCAAGAUGGACAAGAAGUUCAGUUGGAUGAUGGAAGCACAGCUUUAAUAUUUCAUCAAGCAAAAGAUUCAUAUCCUUUAGAGCUUGGACAACCAAUUCAACUCGAAAAUGGUUCGACAGCCUAUUUGUAUCACACGAAAGCAAACACAGUGAAUGAUGUGGAGCAAACUUCAGAGGAAAACAAAACUGAAGGAGAAGAAGAAGUUGACAUGCAACUUACUGAUGUUAGCUGGGUCUCAUCAAGUAGCACAGAAUCUAAGGUAUUCAAGUGCGACUUCGGUACCUGCAACAAAGUAUAUACCACUGCUCACCAUUUAAAAGUUCAUAAGAGAGUCCACACUGGUGAGAAGCCAUACAAAUGCAAUUGGAAAAACUGUGAAAAAGUUUUUAUGACAAGUUACUCUCUAAAGUCACACCAUAGAGUGCACACUGGAGAGAAGCCAUACCCAUGCCCUCACACUUCGUGCUCCAAAGCUUUCAAAACUGCUGGUGAUCUUCAGAAACAUAUUCGCACACAUACUGGUGAGAAGCCGUUCAAAUGUCCAUUCGAAGGAUGUGAAAAGGCAUUCACAACAUCAAAUAUUUGUAAAGUUCACAUCCGAACUCACACUGGUGAACGACCUUAUACUUGCCCUUACGAAGAUUGUAAGAAAUCAUUCUCCAACAUCACCAACUAUAGAAAUCAUACACGAAUCCACACAGGUGAGAAACCAUAUGUUUGCGCUGUGGGAAACUGCAAGAAACAAUUCACUGAAUAUUCUUCACUUUAUAAACAUCAGAUUGUUCAUUCGAUCGCGAAACCUUAUGCUUGUCACUACUGUGGUAAAUUGUACAGACAAACCAGCACACUUGUCAUUCAUAAACGUAAAGUACACAAAGAUGACUCCGGUGUUACUGAGGAAGAUUUCGUGCAAAUUCCAAACAACAUUGGAAAAGAAGGUUCGGCAAAAAGUUAUGAAAACACAAGAAUGGAUCAUAUGCAUAGCAUGAACAAUGCUAAUAACAAAGUAGAAUCGCCGGUUGCAUCAGUGGUUGUUCUUCCAAUGAACAAUACACAGAAUCCCGUCAUAAUAAACCCAUCAACACCAACCCAGUCACAGUUACCAACUUCCAUUACAACGAUGUCAUCGAAUAAUACCAACCGUGACCAGCAACUAGUUGUCACUUUGAAUGAUAACGUGACACUUGCUACUGCAGCUUCGGACAAAGUAACGAAUCAGUUUUUACAGGAUUUUGCUUCAAAUAAAAAGGACGAAGGGGAGCUUUUCAUAAGUGAAGACCCCGAUAAUGUAGCUGUGGAUAUUUCAUCUAAUGCUGGGAUAUCUGAAGCUGCAACAAGUUCAUUUAACUCGGAUAUUUGGGUCAAUUAUUCAACUGAAAAUCAAGAUAUAAAUAAACAGGUUGAAGAAGACCAGUAUUCAGUGGCAACAUUAGUGAUCGAUGGUACAAACUACCUCGUGCAAGUUGUAAAUGAACCUGACCAAUCACAAUGCUCCGUUGAUCAGGAAAGCAUAGUAAAUGCUCUCACGUCAUCAGUGCUCACUACACCACUUGGUGGCAGCAAAGGUCCAGAUGUAGAACUCCCUCUUGUGGGCAACUUAAUCUUGCACACGCAACCCUCCGGCGAAAUUUCGACUGGAAAUGAUAUUUCUAUCGACUUGAACUCUAGCACCACCUCGUGUGCAACAGGCAGUCGUUUAAUCUCGGACAUGAUACAGGAUGUUUCACAAAUAAAUUCACAAUGCGAUGUGAACUUCCAACAAGCCACCACCACGUUCUUGUGCAAUCAACCAACCAACCCUAUAUUAACUUUUACAAAUCAGAAUUCUGUGACAUCAUCAAUGUUAACGACUCCAGUAACAACAGACCAACAAAUCAAGUUAGAUACUGACAAGAGUUAUUCCAAAGUUGUGAAAAAGAGAGGUUUACAUGCCAAAGGUCAAAGACUUCCCUCUUCAACAUCAAAAUCGAAGAUCACGGUUAAACUACCAAUUUCUAGUUCAUCUCGGCAGCGCCAUCAUGUGACUCAAUAAUUAUAAUAGCUGAAUAUAAUGACUUACUGAUCGUGAAUACACAUCAAUUUUCCUCGUC
Ciona intestinalis (vase tunicate) is the source of this 2353-nucleotide messenger RNA. The record is from RefSeq and is a predicted model, not a curated record. Lineage: Eukaryota; Metazoa; Chordata; Ascidiacea; Phlebobranchia; Cionidae.